AUGGAUAUCCACCGCUGUCGAUUCGUGCACUACCCUCCCUCGACGAUAAAUGCACUGGCAUUUUCGCAUUCUCACAUCCCCGACGACCGACAAACCACCCCCCCAAGACUUGCUGUAGGACGAGCGAACGGAGAUAUUGAGAUAUGGAAUCCGUUAAAUGGGUCAUGGCUCCAGGAGAUGGUCAUUCGUGGAGGCAAAGACCGGAGUAUUGAUGGUCUGGUCUGGAUUCAGGAUCCAGAUGAGGAGGUUCACGGCACCACAAUCAUUGGAAAAUCUAGGCUUUUCAGCAUAGGAUAUACCACGACGGUGACGGAAUGGGAUCUGGAGAAAGGUCGGCCUCUCCGACAAGCAAGUGGGACCCAUGGAGAUAUAUGGUGUCUUGCUGCACAGCCACCUUUGGCGCCGGUGAAGGACAAGAAAAAUGCUGCUACCACGGGUCAAUGGCAAGGACAGCAUCUCAUUGCUGGCUGUACGGAUGGAGCUUUGGUGCUAUAUUCGACGAAAGACGAGGAUCUCCAAUUGCAGCGAGUUCUCAUAAGACCAUCGUCCAAGAAGGCGAAGGUUAUCAGCGUCACCUUCCAAGACCGAAAUAUCGUCGUCGCCGGCUGCUCGGAUAGCACAAUUCGUAUAUACGAUAUUCGAAAUGGGACGGCCAUACGGAGUAUGUCAUUGGGUCAGGGGCCCGUAGGCGGACCGAAAGAAAUAAUAGUUUGGUCUGUUAAGACGCUUAAAGACGGGACGAUUGUAUCGGGCGAUUCGACGGGGGAGUUAAGAAUUUGGGACGGGAAGACAUACACUCUCAAGCAACGCAUGAAGAGCCACCGUCAAGAUAUUCUGAGUCUAGCUAUAAAUUCCGAUGGCUCGUCCAUCAUUAGUGGCGGUAUGGACAGACGAACUGUUGUUUAUAAGCAGGCUGGAAAAGCAAAACGAUGGGCAGAGGUAUCGCAUCGGAGAUAUCAUAAUCAUGAUGUUAAGGCUAUGGCAAGUUUCGAGGGUAGAGGAAUGAGCGUAGUUGUCUCUGGAGGUCCUGAUGCGUCACCCACGGUCUUACCACUCAACCAAUUUGGAUUUGAAAACCAGCGAGCGUUACCAUUCCUCCCCCAAGAAUCCAUUAUCCAAAGUGCACCAAGGAAAAGACUCAUGAUGAGUUGGUGGGAGAGGGAAGUUUACAUAUGGCGGUUAGGCAAACUAGGGAAGCCCCAUGCGCAUUCAGAAGACGCUGACGAAGAGUUCGCAUCGCGAAAUCGAAAAUUGGUGGCCAAGAUAUUGAUCAAAGGGGAGGCGAACAUCACCUCUGCAUCUCUAAGCACCGAUGGCGAUCUACUGGCUGUGGCUACUGCCUUAGACGUGAAAGUCUUCCAGCUCCGAGCCAGAAGACCGGAUGACGGAGACGGACUCAAGAUUUCAAAGGUUACUGUUCCAGCAACAUUAUCAUCUGGAGCGCGACUCGUCCAAUUCUCACCAGACGGCAAAUGGCUCAGUAUCGUUCGUCCCGAUAGCCAAAUUGCUGUUGGGCGGAUUAUCUCCUCAGGCAGCUCGUCCGCGUCAUCUAUCACGAUCCUCCCGCGGCUUUUAAAAUUGGGCCGAAUCGACCGACACAUUGAAAAAUCUAUCCUUUUGGGAGGCCUUGGCAGUUACGACAGAACGGUCACGCAAGCUGCGUUUUCCUGGGAUAGUAAGAUACUGGCUGUCAGUGAUCUUGCAGGUUACAUCGACACGUUUGUUUUGUCUGGACACGAGGACCUCAAGGGGACCGACGCAAUUGAGGACGAAGAUGCCGCGUCAUCCUCCGAAUCUUCAGACUCAGAUUCGGACUCAGACUCGGAGAGCGAAGAAGAAUCCAAGCCAAAAACUGCCUGUGGGCAACACUGGGCACGUAACCCUUCCGCCACUCUAAUUCCACGUCUUCCUUCCGCACCGGUCGUUCUGUCAUUCCGGCCAACGCGUAAACCAUCCCAGAGGAAGUUGACAAAUGGUGCCACGCCCCAUGACCCAUCAUCAGCCGGAGAAGACGGCCUCCUAGUCGUCACGGCCACCGCUGAAAUCUUCGAAUUCGAAGUCCUAAAAGGCGGGUUAAGCGCAUGGUCCCGGCGCAACCCAACUGCCGUCUUCCCAGAAGAAUUCCGCAAGAACCGUGACCAGGCCAAAGGCUGUCUCUGGCACAUCACGGAAUCAGAACAACGCGUAUGGCUCUACGGCGUAGGCUGGCUGUGGAUGUUCGACAUCUCAGUCGACUUCCCCUCCCCAACUACCACCAGCACCAGCACAGAUGAAAGCGGUGUCGUUGCCGCAACACCCAGCAAAAAGCGAAAACGACAGCAAGGCAAAGAGCCCUCCACAGGCGCCGGCUCAGCGAUCCCAGACCAUGAACUGGGAACCGGUAUAUCGCGUAAAACGCAGCGGUUCGUGCAUGAUGAACUCCUCGUAAACCACGAUAUCAAUAAUACCUCCUCUUCGGAUGCUAUGGAUGUCGACGGCGAGGACGAGCAUUCCACAGCGCUGGAGCAGCUACGGCGCGAGAAACAGGAUCAGCACCAGCAGCAGGAGGGUGCAGAUAAAGCGGGGCACUGGCAUACGUAUAAAUACCGGCCGAUUCUAGGCAUGGUUGUUAUAGGCGGGGACGAUGAGGAUGCGGGCGAGGCAGAUGGUAAAACGGGCCUCCUAGAGGUGGCUGUUGUAGAGCGGCCGAUUUGGGAGGUCGAUCUCCCGCCGAGAUGGGAUGGGGAUCAAGAGUGGGAGAAGAGCGGGUUGGACUCGCUAUGA
Molecule: messenger RNA, 2763 nt
Organism: Venustampulla echinocandica
Lineage: Eukaryota; Fungi; Ascomycota; Leotiomycetes; Helotiales; Pleuroascaceae
Product: WD40 repeat-like protein
Exons: 2
Coding region: 1-2763 (920 amino acids)
Biological process (GO): maturation of SSU-rRNA from tricistronic rRNA transcript (SSU-rRNA, 5.8S rRNA, LSU-rRNA)
Cellular component (GO): t-UTP complex; small-subunit processome; 90S preribosome
Molecular function (GO): RNA binding; protein binding
Source: RefSeq, a predicted model, not a curated record